Molecule: messenger RNA, 2157 nt
Organism: Candoia aspera
Lineage: Eukaryota; Metazoa; Chordata; Lepidosauria; Squamata; Candoiidae
Gene: PHYHIPL
Product: phytanoyl-CoA 2-hydroxylase interacting protein like
Exons: 5
Coding region: 162-1292 (376 amino acids)
Cellular component (GO): cytoplasm
Molecular function (GO): protein binding
Source: RefSeq, a predicted model, not a curated record
CUGGGCAGAGGCAGCAGGCGCCGCGAGGCUGUCGCAGAGGGCGCCCUCUCCCACCCUCCUUGCCCCGCUGCCCGCCCGCGGCUUCGAGGAGGGGGCAAGACCUGCGCCCCUCGUCAGCCCAGCCCAGCCCGCCCAGCCCAGGAAGACGACGAGUCGGGAGGAUGGAGGUGCCUCGCCUGGACCAUCCCCGGAGCAGCCCGGCCAGCCCCUGCGAGGAUGUCCUCAAGAACCUCAGCCUGGAGGCGAUUCAGCUCUGCGACCGGGACGGGAAUAAAUCGCAAGACAGUGGGAUUGCAGAGAUGGAGGAGCUGCCAGUCCCACACAACAUCACGAUUAGCAACAUCACUUGCGACUCCUUCAAGAUUGCCUGGGACAUGGAUUCCAAAUCCAAGGAGCGCAUCACUCACUAUUUCAUCGAUCUAAACAAGAAAGAAAACAAGAAUUCCAACAAGUUUAAGCACAAGGACGUGCCUACGAAGCUGGUGGCAAAAGCAGUUCCCUUGCCCAUGACUGUUCGUGGUCACUGGUUCCUGAGCCCACGGACCGAAUACACAGUGGCUGUCCAGACAGCAUCGAAGCAAGUUGAUGGUGAUUACACGGUUUCAGAAUGGAGCGAGAUUAUAGAAUUCUGCACAGCAGAUUAUUCCAAGGUCCACUUAACACAACUUUUGGAAAAAGCAGAAGUGAUUGCAGGGCGCAUGCUUAAAUUUUCAGUCUUUUAUCGGAAUCAGCACAAAGAAUACUUUGACUACAUCAGAGAGCAGCACGGGAGUGUCCUGCAGCCUUCGGUUAAGGACAACAGCGGCAGCCACGGCUCUCCCAUCAGUGGGAAGCUGGAGGGGAUCUUCUUUAGUUGCAACACUGAAUUCAACACCGGAAAGCCCCCACAAGAUUCGCCUUAUGGAAGGUACCGGUUUGAGAUUGCGGCCGAGAAACUUUUCAACCCAAACACUAAUUUGUACUUUGGGGACUUCUACUGCAUGUACACAGCCUACCACUACGUCAUUCUGGUGCUUGCCCCGGUGGGCUCGCUGGGGGAUGAAUUCUGUAAGCAGCGCCUCCCUCAGCUGAACUUGCAGGAUAACAAAUUUCUGACCUGCACUGAAGAAGACGGGGCCAUGGUUUACCACCAUGCGCAGGAUGUCAUCUUGGAAGUGAUUUACACUGACCCGGUAAAUCUCUCCCUUGGCACAGUGGCAGAAAUCACUGGCCAUCAGCUAAUGAGCUUGUCGACUGCCAACGCUAAGAAAGACCCAAGCUGCAAGACGUGUAACAUCAGUGUGGGUCGUUAAUUUCAACCUCCACCCUUCCUUAGGAACCGCCUCUGUUGUCUCUUCCCAUCGUCAGCCAUUCCCAUCAGACGCAUGAAUAGUGCCAUUCUUCCCAGAAGCAAGCACCGGUGAUCCAGUUCUUCAACAAUUGUUCUAUGAGCAGAGCUACAUGUUCCAGCCAACUGGGGGGGCAGCUCCCUAAAUGGCAUCCUGUGAAGUAUCUUUUCCCAAUUGUGCCCUACAGCAUUUAAGGCAAGCAUGCUGGCCCAUGUGAUGUGCGCACCCUCCAUUUGUGUGCUUUCCCUGUUCCAGUUGGAUGUUGCUGGUGGGGAAACAGGAUGGGAGAGUAUCACCGUGCGAGUCAGCAUGUCCCUGCGUGAUGGGGGAGAAAGGAAGGAAGAGAGCGUAGCAUGGACACACUAUUAUCUGCGGCCACCCUGUGUAGCAUGUAGUUCUGCCCUUGGUACUUCUUCCCACCUUCCUUCCCUUCUGGUCCACCACUGCUUUCAACUGUUCAAAAUCUUGGGGGUUUUUUUGGUUUCGGGUUUCUUUCUAGCAACCACUCAUAUAUCUAGGUGCUGCAAUUGGUGUUAAUUUGUCCCCCCCCACACACACACAUACUGCCAAAUGUAACAAAUCUAUAUAAACAAGCUUGAGUAAAAUAAAAAUUCCUGGCUUCUUAAAUGGUGUUUAAAUAUGCGUUCAUUUUAACCUACUGAACAACUUAACUGGAAUAUUUCUAAACAGCAUGAACAGGUGUAAUUGCAGCAUGAUUAACUCUCACAGCCUAGGAAAAAAAAUGUCAGCACUUCCAAUGUGUUGUUUGACAGUGUUAUUUAUGUUAUUUAUAUGAGCUAACAAACGAACAAGAGACCUGUGUUUCAUC